ACCUCAGUUUGGACUCGUCAGUGUCUGCGCAGGAGUGGAGAGGAGAGGUUGGCGCAGCAACCUCUUCAAACUCAAAUGCACUUAUUUUCUUUAAAGCACACAUCAGUUGAUGCCAUUUGUUUUCUUAUAAAAAUCGUGUUAUUUCAGUCAGUUAGGAGUUGGCAAUUUUUCCUGACACUAGUAAAAUCUUCUGUGGAGGCAAGCAGCCAAGUCGUAUUUUACAUCUCUGGAUGUUACUCUAACCGAGAAGAAACACACGGAAAGCGGGAAUCGCGCGGUCCUGCGCUCGAGCAACUUUUGGGAUGCGCAGGGUAAAUCCGCAUUAGAGGAUGCGAGCACGGAUGCGGAGGAAACAGGGAUCCCGCGUUACGCAUCACACAUCAGGGUGAAAAACCCCACAGAAACGCCUACAAACCUGGCAGACUUUACCAGAAAGUGUCCGCGGAUUUUACUUACUAGCUCAAAUUUUACUCACUAGCUCCUAACAAACACCGUAACGCGACUGUUUCUUUUUUAUGGCGGAGUUACGCGAUGUUAAAUGAGAUACAACGACUCAUGGAAAAAAUACUUUGGAUGUUGGAAAAGCACAAAAUUUGUUAAGCAUCCUUCGCGCAACAAAGAGACAUCUUAUUGGAUUUUUGAGGAUCCGACCAGAGCACACACAUUUACACCAAACAUUACGCGAUGUACGUGUGGACUUGUUUUUUUACUUUAAGGAAAGCGACCCUGAUGUGAACUGAAUAACAUGACGAACACGGCUGGAUACCUACCACGUGAGAUACUGGAAGUUUUGUGAUCGUCUUUGGAUAGCGCGCAAAGUCCCGCCGUGGCCCUUUGCGCUUUAGCUGCGCCUUUGUGCCAAGAUGGAAGUUUAUCACAGCGCCAAAACAAACAUGUUGCGUCUCCACACUCUACAUUUCAUUAUAAUGCUGCUCAAAGUUACAGAUUGUCGUAUCCUGGAAAAUCUACAACGCUACGCCUCCCCUACGUACCUGCCUGUCAAUUACCAGCUCCUCAACACAGAGUCCUCAUUUUUUCUCAAGGAGGCCACCCAGGACUUCAUGCGUAACUCGAGCUUCUUGUCCAGAACGGAGCUUUUCUUUAUCCACCAGGCCAGGAAACUUCCAAUUAUCAAUGCCACUUAUGGCAGCCUCUCCGUAGAAGAGCCGGUUCCUCUGGACCUCCUGCAGAUGCCUGGCUCAUUUGUGACCUCUUCAACUCUUUUCACCUACAACUGGAAAGUGCAGACUUUUGUCCUCAAUGAAAGGAUUUACCUGAACAAACCCAAAGUUCAGGUUUUGUUUUACAUAGCCGGAAGAGACUGGGAUGACUACAGCACAGUGGAUAAGCUGCCUUGCGUACGGAUGUUCGCCUUUCAUGAAACCCAAGAGGUCCGGGGGAGUUGCAGGUUGAGAGGAGAGCUGGGUGUCUGCGUCGCAGAGCUCGAACCUCUUUCUGGGUGGUUUGCGCCUCCAAGCGUCGUCCCUGGACGUCAGAGGGGUCCAGAUACUUCUGAGGGAACGCCAGUGGAGCUCUACUACAGCCUUCGGGCCGUGGAAAAUGAUGGUUGUCUUAAUGAGGAGUUAGGAGUCAGGGAUGCUGAUCAAUCAGAUCAGGAAGGAUUGUUUGGGUCACCGAACUCUACACCCAUGAGGCGGAUUGGGAGCAUACGAUUGUUCCAAACUCAGUCUGCUCCGGAAUUAUCGGAACACCGCAUGGAUGGAAAUUUUGCAGUGUUGGUGCCAUCCGAGCCGAUUCGGCACAGGGAUACUGUGUCAGCUUACGUCGCUGCCUCGCCAUACUCACCUGUGGAAAUGUUCACUCUCAGGGUGAAGUUAAAAGAUGGCGUGGCAUUCCUUGGUGCUCGACCCAGUAACCCCACGCUGUGGAUGGUUAGUCAGGACGUGAGAACAGAAGGUCAUAGGGUUGUGACCCUGCACUGUCGUCGUAAGGAGUCCAGCUAUGGAAUGAGUGUGGAGCCCGGUUGGCAGCGGGUUGUUCAGGUGGAUCUAGAAGUGGAUGGAGUCAGCAGUAUGGUGGGCAGUAGAUCUAUAUCCUGGGCAGUGGAGUACCCGGGUAUCAGGGCCGGGACUGAAGAAACCGAGACACCGAUCCACCUGGCACAGAAAGACCUGGUCGGCAUUGUGCCUUUAGCUAUGGAAACAGAGAUUGUGAACACAGCUGUAUUGAAUGGGAAGACAGUAGCAGUUCCAGUGAAGGUGGUGACUGUGGCUACAGAUGGUACUGUUACAGAUGUCUCAGAUACUGUGCAGUGCCAAUCUACAGAUGAAGAUGUUGUUAAGGUAUCAGACAGAUGUGACUACGUCUAUGUGAAUGGCAAAGAAAUGAGGGGACGGGUUCGAAUGCUGGUGAACUUCACCUACAGUUACAUGAGGGCCCAACUGGAGGUCAAGGUCUGGAUCCCCAAACUACCCCUGCACAUUGAAGUUUCAGAUACAGAACUCAGUCAGAUCAAAGGCUGGAGGAUCCCUAUAAACAGUAACGCACAGAGGUCAGCACGGGACAGUGAAGAUGACGACGAUGAAGAGCGGAGAGGAAAGACCUGCACGUUGCAGUACCAGAGGGCCAUGGUGCGUGUGCUCACACACUUCAUCGCCGAGGCGUCUGUCACGCGAGGUCAGGUGGCCUACAUGCUUGGCAGUGAUUGGCAGGUGGAUAUUACGGAUUUGGUAUGGGACUUCCUGAAAGUCGAGAACCCACGAAUCGCCGGGAUGAGAGAGGGACGUAUUCUGGAGGGCAUGGAUUCUGGCAUGACAAGCAUUCAGGUUCUCUCUCCUCUGUCUGACUCGAUACUGGCAGAGAAGACAGUGAGGGUUGUGGAUGAUCGAGUGACCAUCACUGAACUGGGACUGCAGUUGGUCAGUGGUCUCACGCUCAGUCUGCAGCUUAGCACUGGAAGUAACAGAGCCAUCAGUGCAACAGCAACUACACAAGAAGUCCUCAACAAUCCUAAACAGGAGGCGCUGAUCAGCGCCUGGCUGCAGUUCAGCGACGGCUCCAUGGCUCCUCUUGAUCUUUACAACCCUGAGCGCUUUCUUCUGACAGCUACCUCUCUGGAUGAGGAGGUGGUGUCCGUACGACAAGACGCAGGGGGGCGGUGGCCAAUCAUUUCUGCACGGGCCGAGGGUCAAGGUCUGCUGGUGCAUGUAGAGAUGACAGUAACUGAAGUGUGCCAGAAGUUCAAACGCCGGAGCGUCCUGGCUGCCGGAAACUGCAACAUCCGUGUGAAAUUCGGUCGGAGCGAAAGCGCCUUGAGGCCAGGAGCCGGCGAUUACGGCCAGGAUGGUGAGGAUGUGGACUUCAGAGCAGGCGACCGCAGGCAGAAUCCAUCUUUGCCAGACAGGACCGGGAUGGACAACCACUACUACGGAAGCUCCAUAUCGGACAUGGAUGAUGGAAUUUCUAGGAGGAUCACAACCACAACCAAAACGGCAAUCAUCAGGAAACCGGGAGGAGAUAAACUGUCAGACGAUGGGAGCCAGCUGCCGGGGAUUCCCAUUGACUUCUCUGACUUUCCAGCUCAGGUGGAUCUUCCCCGAGGACACAACAUUGACGAAGAUGACCUGCAAACACCACACGGACUAACGGAUCUUGAAAUCGGGAUGUAUGCUUUGUUAGGUGUCUUCUGCUUGGCUAUUCUCGUGUUUCUGAUCAACUGCAUCUCGUACACUCUCAAGUACAGACACAAGGAGAUCUCCAUCGAAGGCCAGGAGAACAUGCACCACGCACACGACUGGGUGUGGCUGGGAAAUGACGCAGAACUUUUGGAGAGCCACGUAAGCCUAUCGCCGCAAACCGAAGAGCACAUCACCAUCAUGGACUCCAGCUUAGGAGGUUUAGAAGAAGGAAGUCACCUUCUCAACGGCGGUUCUUUGCAAAAGAACAUUCAAGGCCAAGUGCACAGAGGAGCCGACAGCGCCACCGUUUGCACGGGGAAAGACAGCAAGGCAGAUUCGCCGACGACUAAAAGAAAACGCGUGAAGUUUUCAACGUUUACCACCAUCCCGGUGGAAAGCGUCAGCCCGGUUAAGGAAAAGCUGGAGCAGGAUAAUGACAUUAAGUGGGUAUGUCAGGAUGUUGAACUUGGCGACUCUAAGGAACUACGAAACUACAUGGAACGGCUAACUGACAGUGCUUUAAAGGAAGUCGCGUAGUUUAAUCGAUGCGUGCAGACUGAACUCACCCUUAUGCCUUUGUAACAGAGAUGAGUACGAGCCAGGGAGCAAAUACUACAUAAACCUUACUGAACACAACACAUCAGCCAUUACAUAACAGAGGAUGUCUAUUGUUGUUUCGGUUCGAUAUGGGGACUGUUUAUGGAGACUUGUGGUAAAAAUAAAAAAUUAACAAUACGAAUCAAAUUUUUUAUUUUGUAUGUUCAUAUAUUAUGUUCUCUAUCCAUUAUUUUUAAAUGAUUUUAUUUUAACACUUUUUGUAGUUUUAAACACUAAACAGUAUUUUCAGGCUUGCCAGUGCUCGGCUCUGACAUACGAGGCUACAGAACUGUAUGCGGAUGGUGAUUAAGGGUUGUAAUAUUGAUAACUGUUAAAUCAUUGUAAAUAAAGUGCACAUAGAAUGG
This is a messenger RNA of Misgurnus anguillicaudatus (oriental weatherfish), 4600 nucleotides long. RefSeq names its product transmembrane protein 132C. The record is from RefSeq and is a predicted model, not a curated record. NCBI's taxonomy places the organism in Eukaryota, Metazoa, Chordata, Actinopteri, Cypriniformes, Cobitidae.